Messenger RNA from Drosophila novamexicana, 640 nucleotides. RefSeq lists its product as uncharacterized. Lineage: Eukaryota; Metazoa; Arthropoda; Insecta; Diptera; Drosophilidae. The coding region runs from base 91 to 432 and encodes 113 amino acids. The record is from RefSeq and is a predicted model, not a curated record. The transcript has 2 exons.
UUAUUUGAUAUUUAGUUGUCGUAUUGUCAAAUGUUAAGCAAUAGCCAAAAUUCCUAAUCAAAAUUACGCAGUUUAUACAAUUCUAUAAAGAUGUCAAUAGUUUUGGAUGUAGUGCAAAGAAUAGUUUUGAGUAGCGCCUACGAAUUGACAUGCGCCGCCGCCGUACAAGUCUUGAACAAAUGCAAGAUCAUGGACGCGAUAACAGCUAAGGAUUAUAAAGUUCGAGAAACAAUGGAUAAUAUUAAGAGCGAAGCGAAAAAUAAAAUAGACAUUGAAGUGCCCGACCCGCCCGGAGGCCUGGAUCCCAGCAGCAAGAAAUUUGAAACACGCUGCGUGCUCUCCCAACUUGAUGAGGCGUACAGGAAUAGUGGGCCCAUUUGUCCGCCACAGACGUCCUGUAUGCGAUUGGCGCGGAACAGCUACUUCUCUUAGAUGAAAGGCGAGUGCUGGCAAAGAUAAAAUAACUUUAAUAUGUAUAGAGAGACAGAGAAAGAGGGAGAGUAAGGGAUGAUCCACAACUUGGGUAACAAAUUGAAUAACUAACUUUAUGGUUUUAUGCACUUUAGUGGCAGCUAACCAAUUAAGUUUGUAUUUGGAUAAAUUUUGUAUCAUUUAGAAUUAUAUGGUAUCUCUGCAGACG